AAUUUUCUAAUCCGUCAUCCAUUGUACCAAUUGUCUAUAAAAAUUAAUGUGCGAGUGAAGCUCUGCCUUCACAGGAGGGCUAUCAAAUUCCAAAUCACAGUUCAUGAAAGAGUUCAAACAAAGAAAUGAAUGACUCUGAAGAUUUCAAGGAGGGCCAGAGUAGGAGCAAAGACCAAAUAGAUGGCACAAGGAUGAGCCUGGACAACAGGAAGGGGGUGAGGGUGACGGGGAAACCUGUGCCCCCGGUGGACUGGGGCAGCAGAAGAGGCGGUCCAUCCAUCGUGCACUCACCCACCAGCACCCAUGUACCUCCAGACACCCCCACUGUGAUCUCCAUCGGCCCCUUGCCUCGAAGAGAGCGAGUUGAAGAUCCAAAGAAGGACGAACCAUCUGGCGGGGAGGACUGGACCACAGAGGCGUCCUCUCAAACUAGAGUGUCCUACGGUGAGACAGGUGUCCCCCGGCAGACCUUGGAGGAGCUGAAGACCAUCCUGAGGGAAAGUCCGCUGCUCAGCAUCCGGGGAAGAGAUGAAGGCAAGCCGGGGAGUCCUUAUACGUACCUUCAUGGGAGCAGCAGCAGCAGUGGUGGUGGUGGAAGGCCCGACGGACGGCAGGACGAUGGAACCCACAGGACGUUCAGCACCUUCAAACCCCAGUCUGACGCUUCCAGAAGGGGGCCCAGGUCCAGAGAGAGCACAUCUAUUCAGCAGCCUUCCGGCGUGGAUUCAUCCAGCUCACUCAGGGCUGAUGCCAACACAAAUAGGCAGCCUGGAGUUAGGGGUCACACAUAUGCAAGCGGUGGCUCCUGGGGAGAGACCGGAGCUCCAAAUACAGAUAUUUCAAAGUCUUUCCCGUUAAACGCAAACGAGACAGAGGAGUUCUUUGGGAAUCAGAGAUUCAUCACAGCCAUGGAACAAAUCAAGCAGCAGAUCGCCAGAGAAAACAUCAACUUUGUCCGAUUCGAGGCAACCGACCUGCACGGGGUGUCCCGGUCCAAGACAGUGCCAGUUCGCUUCUUCCACGAGAAAGCGGUAUACGGAGUGCCGAUGCCCAGAAGCUACUUGGAGCUCACCCUGAGCCCCAAAAGCAACGAGGUGGACAACGCCAGCACCGCCAACUUCAGCAGUGACGUCCUCCUGAUUCCCGAUCUGUCAACCUUCAGGGUCCUCCCCUGGGCUGAGCAGACGGCCCGGGUCAUCUGCGACCCCUGCACGGUCACGGGAAGCCCCCUUCGCACUUCACCUCGCCUCAUCGCCAAGCAGCUUCUCGGCCAGCUGCAAAGCCUCGGAUUCUCCCUGCACUCGUCCUUCACCUACGAGUGCUGCGUCCUGGGGGCGCCGGACCGCAUCGGACCAAAGACACUCAUGUUCCCGGCCACCACGCUGCUCAGCAACCACGACCUGCCUUUCUUCCAGCAGCUGGUGGACAACAUGUACUGCAUGGGUGCAGACAUCGACAGCAUCGCGUCUGCAAGUGGCCCCGGCCAGAUGGAGAUCAACCUGAGGCCGGAGUUUGGGAUUUCCGCUGCAGAUAGCGCCUUCACUUUCCGCACUGGCAUCAAAGAGAUGGCUCGUAAGCACAGCUACAUCGCCAGCUUCUUCACCGACGACGGCCUGUAUAACGCCGGGGUGCUCUCUCACAGCUUGUGGGAUGCUAAUGGGCGACGCAGCCUGUUCCUCAGCGGGGAAAAGACAGGCGAGUUGUCUGAUAUCGGCAGGAAAUGGCUGUCUGGGCUGCUCACACACUCGGCUGCCCUGAGCUGCCUGAUGUCGCCCGGCCUCGGCUGCCGGAGCCACAUCGCCAAGACAAUCAAGGACCCCAAACGAAUGCUGUACGCCACCUACGGCUGCAACGACAACAGCAGCUCCUUCAACAUCAAGUGUCACGGCGGCAGGGAGACGCACAUCGACAACAAGCUGGGCUCAGCCAUGGCCAACCCUUACAUUGUGCUGGCUGCCACUCUGGCCGCUGGAUUGGACGGCAUCAAGCGAAACCUGAACUUCGACAGCAGCCUGAACAAAUCCCCCAGUCAGCAGAAAGAAUUUGCUGUUCCUGUGAAGCUCGACGAUGCUCUGGAGGUGUUGGGCGAGGACCACGUCAUCUGCAGCACCCUCGGAGAGCCGUUUGUUCAGUAUUUCAUCGCCAUGAAAAAGUUCGAGAUUGAGACCCAAGAACUGGACGAUGAGAGGAACAAGUGUCUGGAGUAUUUCAUCUAGAAACCCUCACAGUUUUACAAUAUCUGGGGCUGGGUAUCAAUACUCGAUACAAGAGGUGUGAAUCAGCGUAUCGGCCCAACGAUACGAUUUUAUCCUGAUACUUGAGUCACGAUACAAUAUUAUUGCGAUUUUAAGCACUUUGCAAUAUGGUGAGUACUGCGAAACAGUAUAUUGCAAUUUAACUGUUUAACUGCAUUUUAUGUCCAAAUAAUUAAAUUAAAUCAAGAAUUG
Messenger RNA from Centropristis striata (black sea bass), 2447 nucleotides. It is a transcript of the gene lgsn, whose product is annotated as lengsin, lens protein with glutamine synthetase domain. Gene Ontology annotation, cellular component: cytoplasm; membrane. The transcript is spliced from 4 exons. Bases 126 to 2216 code for a protein of 696 amino acids. Lineage: Eukaryota; Metazoa; Chordata; Actinopteri; Perciformes; Serranidae. Gene Ontology annotation, molecular function: glutamine synthetase activity. Gene Ontology annotation, biological process: lens morphogenesis in camera-type eye. The record is from RefSeq and is a predicted model, not a curated record.